Closterium sp. Yama58-4 is the source of this 669-nucleotide messenger RNA. The record is from the annotation of a GenBank genome assembly. NCBI's taxonomy places the organism in Eukaryota, Viridiplantae, Streptophyta, Zygnematophyceae, Desmidiales, Closteriaceae.
AUGAUCCAUCCUGGGAAUGACGCGGGAAAUCAGGAAGGCGUGGAUCAUGCUGGGCUUCCAGACGGCGGAAAGCCGCUACUACUUGAAGAGAGGAUGGUAUGCGACUCGCCGGCCCCCGUCUCCGAGUCGCCGAAAGGGGAGACGGAAGCGACCGAGAAUAAUGUGAAGGAUGGGAAAGAGGAGGAGGAGGAGGAGGAUCAGAAGGGGAAGAAGGGGAAGAAGAAGGAGAAGCAGCCGGCGGUGGCGUACUGGCGGCUCUUCUCCUACGCGGACCGCACGGACUGGGCGCUCAUGGCGGUCGGCACGAUUGGCGCCGUGCUUCACGGCGCCGCGCUGCCGCUGUCAUUCCUGUUCCUGGGGAAGAUGGUGGACUCGUUUGGGACGAACGACUUGUCCGGCGUGAACACGUUUGUCCUCGCUAUGGUCUACAUCGCCUUAUGCUGCUUGGUCGGUGGAUGGCUAGAGGUAGCCUGCUGGAUGCACACGGGCGAGAGGCAGAGCGCAAGGGUGCGCCGGCUGUACCUGCAGGCGCUGCUGCGACAGGAGGUGUCUUUCUUUGACCUCGAGGCGUGCUCGGGGGAGCUUAUCACGCGCGUGUCCACUGACGUGCUGCUGCUGCAAGAUGCCAUCUCAGAGAAGGUGGGUGGGUGUUCUGCCCACCUCUUUUGA